AUGCCCCCCCACUACACUCUCGCUGAGGGAUGUCCCUACCCUCGAAAUGACACGAGUGUCCAGCUUCGGAAUAAUGGUGGUGGCCUGGUUCUGCUCCAAGAUACCCAGCUGAUAGAGACGUUGGCCCAUUUCUCCCGCGAGAGAAUCCCGGAGAGAGUUGUGCACGCCAAAGCUGCCGGGGCCUACGGCGUCUUCGAAUGCACCCACGACUGCACCGACAUAACAUCUGCCAGCUUCCUGAGCACAGUAGGCAAGAAGACGGAUAUCCUUUUGCGAAUCUCGACGGUGGGCCCCGAAAGCGGUUCGGCGGAUACAAUCCGUGAUGUCCAUGGGUGGGCUAUGAAGCUCUACACGGACCAAGGAAAUUUGGACUGGGUGUUUAACAAUACGCCCGUAUUUUUCAUUCGGGACCCUAUCAAGUUUCCGUCGCUGAAUCGGUCUCACAAGAGGAAUCCUCGGACGCAUAUUCAUGACCCUGACAUGUUCUGGGACUCCCACGUCGGCAGCCCAGAGAGCAUCCACGAACUCAUACACCUGUUCAGUGAUCGUGGAACCCCUGCAUCGCUGCGCUAUAUGAAUGCCUAUAGCGGGAAUACAUAUAAAUUCACCAAAGAGGAUGGCUCCUUCAAAUACAUCAAAGUCCACAUCAAACCGCAACUGGGCGUGAAGAACAUGACCAGACAAGAAUCCGUAAAGAUUGCGGGUGAAGACCCCGAUUUCCUGAUCAAGGACCUGUUCAAUGCCAUCGAGAAAGGCGACUAUCCUGCCUGGAACGUCUAUGUGCAGGUCAUGGACCCCAAGGACGCAGAGACGUACAAGUGGAAUAUCUUCGAUAUGACCAAGGUCUGGCCUCAUCAGGAUUACCCGCUUAGACAGAUUGGGAAACUGAUUUUGAAUCGUAAUCCUCGCAACUAUUUCACGGAUAUCGAGCAGGCGGCAUUUUCGCCUUCCACCAUGGUGCCUGGCUUUGCGCCUUCGGCUGAUCCCAUGCUCCAAGCCCGCAUGUUCGCCUACCCCGACGCAGCCCGCUACCGUCUCGGCGUCAACUAUCAGCAACUCCCUACAAAUUCAGCCCGCGCACCGGUGUACUGCCCCUUCCAGCGAGACGGGUUGAUGAACUUCUCCUCAAACUAUGGCGAUGAUCCGGACUACAUCGGUUCAUCGCUGAGACCGACGACAUUCGCGACCAGUUCCAAGGGCAACUAUGUUUCCAGCACUAUCACGGAACACGAAAGGUGGAUUGGAGAAGUGUGUAGCUUUACCAGUACCGUCACUGAUCAAGAUUUCGAACAGCCGGCCGCGUUGUGGAAGGUGCUUCGCCGCGAACCGGGACAACAGGAUCGGUUUGUUGGCAAUGUGGCUGAUAGUGUACAGAAAGUUACUAGUGCCAAGUUGCGGGCUUCGGUUUAUGAUCUUUUUGCCCGUGUUGAUCCGCAGCUCGGUGCCUGGAUUAAAGAAAACGCUGAAGCAAAUAUUCACUGA
Messenger RNA from Monascus purpureus, 1482 nucleotides. The record is from the annotation of a GenBank genome assembly. Lineage: Eukaryota; Fungi; Ascomycota; Eurotiomycetes; Eurotiales; Aspergillaceae.